Molecule: messenger RNA, 340 nt
Organism: Staurois parvus
Lineage: Eukaryota; Metazoa; Chordata; Amphibia; Anura; Ranidae
Source: the annotation of a GenBank genome assembly
GACUGCAGACACAGUACAGGAGAUGACCAGAGACUGCGGACAUAGUAAAGGAGAUGACCAGAGACUGCAGACAGUACAGGAGAUGACCAGAGACUGCGGACACAGUACAGGAGAUGACCAGAGACUGCGGACACAGUACAGGAGAUGACCAGAGACUGCGGACACAGUACAGGUGAUGACCAGAGACUGCGGACACAGUACAGGAGAAUGACCAGAGACUGCGGACACAGUACAGGAGAUGACCAGAGACUGCGGACACAGUACAGGGAUGACCAGAGACUGCGGACACAGUACAGGAGAUGACCAGAGACUGCGGACACAGUACAGGAGAUGACCAGAG